This is a messenger RNA of Arabidopsis lyrata subsp. lyrata, 1778 nucleotides long. Its product is annotated as F-box protein At3g49450. Bases 350 to 1540 code for a protein of 396 amino acids. NCBI's taxonomy places the organism in Eukaryota, Viridiplantae, Streptophyta, Magnoliopsida, Brassicales, Brassicaceae. Gene Ontology annotation, molecular function: protein binding. The record is from RefSeq and is a predicted model, not a curated record. The transcript has a single exon.
AGCAAUUGUAUGAUUGGGGUAAUAUAGUGUGUAUACAUAAAAAAAAAGUACUGCCUAAUAGAUAAAUAAUCUAUAUAUGGAGUGAUAUCUAAUAAGGAUGCUACAAAAAGGAAAUUAAAGACAAAAAAAGAUAAGGUUACAAAAAAGACAAAAGAUAAAAAAAAAAUGUGGUAGGUAGAACAUAAACCGAAAGGUGGCAGUCGUGGACCAGAAAGGGUUUCAUUUAUAAGGUUGUUGUUGUGUUUGUCUAUCGAUACUCAGAACUCUAAGGGUUUCAUUUAUAAGGUUGCUGUUGUGUUUGUCUAUCGGUACUCAGAAUUCUAAGGGUUUCUUUUCUUUUUCGUGUGCAAUGUCCACCAUGAUGAAAAAACGGAAGAGGCACGUCUCCAAGGAAGAUGUUGCCCUAACCAUAUCUUCUUCAUUGGGUGAAUAUGGAGAGAACUCGGGUACGUUGCCAAUGGAUCUCAUGGUUGAAAUACUCUCCAGAGUGCCAGCGAAAUCGGCCGCGAAGUUUCAUUGCGUGUCAAAGAAUUGGAAUUCUCUUCUCCGCAGUUCAUAUUUCACCAACCUGUACCUUACGAGGUCUCCUACUCGGCCACGUCUCCUAAUCACUUUUCAAGCUGAGGGUAAGUGGUCUUUCUUCUCAUCACCCGAGUACCUGAUUUCAGACCAGAACUCAAAUCUUGUAGUUGUUGAUAAUCAUAUGGAUGUCCCUAAAGAUUACUCGUUUGGAGUUUGUGAACCUGUAUGUGGAUUGUUGUGUACUAGAGAUGAGUGGGUUUUAAGUAGAAAGAAGGAUGCAAGGAUGAUGAUAUGUAACCCUAGCACAAGACAAUUCCAAUCUUUACCCAAAGUGAGAUCGAGAAGGAAUAAGGUUAUAACCUACAUCGGGUAUGAUCCAAUCGAAAAAGAGUAUAAGGUAUUGUGCAUGACAAUUUGUGAAAGGCCAUAUAUGUUCAAAGCUGAAGAGCAUCAAGUUCUUACACUAGGAACGGGUAAAUUGAAAUGGAGAAUGCUUAAAUGUUUUGUCGAGCAUUUCCCUCAUCAUAAGGAGAUUUGCAUCAACGGGGUGUUGUAUUACUUAGCUGUGAAAGAUGAGACUAGAGAAGAUAUAAUAGUUUGCUUUCAUGUUAAGCAUGAGAAGUUCCAGUUUAUACUGAACAAAGCUCCGUUGUCAACUUUGAUAAAUUACAAUGGGAAAUUAGGAGGAAUCCGUCAUGGCUUUAUGGAAGGUGGAGUUGCAGGCUAUGAGUUGUGGGAUCUUGAUAUUGAAAAAGAGGAUUGGACAAGGCAUAUUCACAUAUUGCCGCCUAUGUGGAAGCAGGUAGUUGGGGAGACUAGAGUUUACGUUGUUGGGAUGAUCGGUACAAGUGAAAUUGUGUUUUCUCCAUUCGUGAAGUCUAACCCUUUCUACAUCUUUCACUUAAAUAUAGAGAGGAACUCUAUCACAAGAGUUGAAAUCCAAGGGACUGGACCUCUUGAAGGUCAACAAGUUUACACCUUUAUAAACCAUAUCGAGAAUGUGAAGCUUAUUAUGUAAGUUCUUAGUUUAAAUUUAAUAAAAAAACUUAAGAUAUCAGUGCUGUAAUCUUCCACCUCCUAAUCUUACAUAAGUACUAUAUCAUGGGCUCUUAAUUAUUCUUUAUUUUAUGAUCAUGUUGUUUUCCCAUUGUAUUUUAUAUUUACUUUAAUGUUCAAUUCAUUUUUGUCUGGUUAUUGUGUCCAUGCUCUUGUUUACAUUAACUACUCUUGGGAGAAAUAUUUGUUCUAAGUUUUAA